Pteropus alecto (black flying fox) is the source of this 1855-nucleotide messenger RNA. It is a transcript of the gene CUNH18orf32, whose product is annotated as chromosome unknown C18orf32 homolog. Lineage: Eukaryota; Metazoa; Chordata; Mammalia; Chiroptera; Pteropodidae. The record is from RefSeq and is a predicted model, not a curated record. The coding region runs from base 965 to 1195 and encodes 76 amino acids. Gene Ontology annotation, biological process: positive regulation of canonical NF-kappaB signal transduction. The transcript has 3 exons.
CUUUCCAGCUACUUUAUUAAGAUUUAACAUACAUACAGUGCAAUUCGCCACAAUUCAGUGGCUUUUAGUAUAUUCAGUUAUGCAUCAGUCACCACAAUUUUAGAAUAUUUCCCUUAUCCCAAAGAACAAUGGCAGUGGUCAGCUGUCACUCUUGUCUUGCCCUAGGGACCCAACCUCUUAACCUAUUACUGUAUAUAGAUAGGCUUAUUCUGGAAAUUUCAGAAUGAAAUAACAAUUAGUGGCCCAUUGUCUUUGAGUUAGUGUUUUCAGGGUUCAUUAUAUAGCGUGUAUCUACUUUGUUAAUGAGUAAUUUGAAUAUACUAUUUAAUCAGUUGGACGUUUGGGGCACUUUUAAAAAGCUAAUGCAAAUAGUGCGUCCGUGAACCUUUGUGUAUGUUUUCGCGUGGACACGUUCUCAUUUCUUGGGUAUUUGCCAAGAAUGGAAUUGCUGGAUAAUCCUGGUAACUGCCAGACAUUUCUAAAGUGAUUAUGCCAUUUACAGCCCCACUGGCAGUGUGUAGGGGUUCCGGUCAAACCUUAAAGUAGACAAUUUACCCCGCCCUUGAAUUUAAGACCCUUUUAAGUAGGAGAGUGAAUGGCUUACGCACAGCUGCAUUCGAAAAUGGCCUCGCUCUUUCGUGCGAGUGGAAUAACUUUCCCUAUUGGGAUGAACCACCGGAACGCGCGUAAUUCUUCCCUAGGUCAAUAUUUGAGUUUUGCGGGACAGGAAAGCCCAGCGUUUCCGCGUCUCCAGCCGCCUUGAAGUUUUCGAGGCCGCGCCCAGUAUCCGCCCCGGCGUCACCGUUACGUCCCGCUUGUGCGACGUCAGGCUGACGCAGGCACGUCUUUGUCGGCCCCUUCUGCGGUGUCCAUUGGCUCGGCUGGGGCGCAUCCCUCCCUCCGGAAGUGCGGACAUUUCUUUUGGGGCUUGGUGGUCUCGGUUCAGGAGCUCAAGUCUGGGACAAUGGUGUGCAUUCCUUGUAUCGUCAUUCCAAUUCUGCUCUGGGUCUACAAAAAGUUCCUUGAGCCAUACAUAUACCCUCUGAUUUCCCCCUUCAUUAGUCGUAUGUGGCCUAGAAAAGCUGUACAAGAAUCCAAUGAUAAAAGCAAAGGCAAAGUAGGCUAUCAGGGUGCAGACAUAAAUGGAUUACCAACAAAAGGACCAACAGAAAUCUCUGAUAAAAAGAAAGACUAAAGUGAUUGUCUCAGAGGACCUCAUUGUUUUCAAAAUGGACCUGAUAAUCUGAAGCACCUUUUUUGUAAUUGUCUCUGACCUUUUUCUCUUAGACCAGAAUCUGGGACAGAUAGUUUAGCUAUUUACCUGAUACUAAUCAGGAAAUACAUGGUAUUUAUAUUUAAAAUGUAUUUAGUUAUAUUUAAUGAUCUCAUUCUUGAGUUCCUUUUUCAUUAAAAUAGCUUUCAUUUCUAUUAUUGUAGUUUUAAUAAUAUAAAUGAGUAUAAGGUUUGUGCCAGUAGACAUUGUUACUAAAUCUUUACCUAAACAUCCUUGGGCCUCAGGCUUUUGUUCAGGGUCUUCGAAUUUGAGCAGAGUACAUUUUUACUGUGAAACAGUGCAGUGAGAUGUGCAGUGAAAUGAAAGGGAGUUUUUGGAGAUGAUAAUGACUUGAAACAAAGUUAUAAUCACUGCCCAACACAGUGGAGCAGCUUAUCUGCAGUGUAGUAAUAACUUUAUUGAUCUGAGGAAGACAGCAAGCAAAGCCAGGCAAGUAGGGGAAAUUCCUUUGAAAAAAGGAACACCUUUAACUAAAUGUCUAAUGUAUAUUAUAAAAUUAUAAAAUUCUAAUCCUUGUUGCAUCCCUUCUAUUCCUAUAAAAUAUAUUAAAUAUUCAGUUUA